AUGAAUAGCGUAGGGGAGGCCUGCACCGACAUGAAGCGCGAGUACGACCAGUGCUUCAAUCGCUGGUUUGCCGAGAAGUUCCUCAAGGGGGACGGCUCCGGAGACCCGUGCACCGACCUCUUCAAGCGCUAUCAGCAGUGUGUUCAGAAAGCAAUAAAGGAGAAAGAGAUUCCCAUUGAAGGACUGGAAUUCAUGGGCCAUGGCAAAGAAAAGCCUGAAAGCUCUUCUUGACCUUGACAGUCACCUUGAAAUUAGACUCCUCCAAUCAGGAAAUUGAGGACACUGGAUUUCGACAAUUAAGGCUGUGAAAAUAGCCAUCGAUUUGAUGAGUUUAGGAGGGAGGAGUUUUCUUUCCUCCUUGAUUUCCUCUCACUUGUAAAAGAUGAUGAACCAUCACUCUUUGCUAUGAGAUGAUUUCUCAUUUGCUCUGGCAUCUUGCAGGAACUCCAUGUGCUUAAACUGAAUGACUUCUUGGGAUUAUGGUUGCAAUACUUGGUCUGGGAUCAGCUUUAAAUAUCCUUUGUAUGUAAAUACUGAUAAACUUGUCAGGAUGAUCAGGGUUGCCUGACCUCUUAAGUUUUGCUGCAAAGGACAUUAGGUACAUUGUACUAGGGUUAUUAUUCAUGGAAACAAUUGGUAACGAUCUCUCUUUUCUCUCAGGGAGCUAAGGCUCUGAAAAGGGAUCCCAGCACAACAGUUUUAAUCAAUGCUUGGGAGCACGGUUUUAUUUUUAUAAUAACAACUUUUAAGAUUGCUGGUGGACUGGGUUAGCCAAGAGGAAGACAGCUUUAAGAGUUCUCUGCCUUAAGAAGAGGGGUCAGAUUUCUGAUUAAGAUGUGAAAGCUUGAAGAAUGUUGCAGUACACACCAUUUCUGAGCUCAUAGUGUAGUUUAGGAAUGAAGAUCCUUGGAGUAACAAUGGAGGAAGAUCCUAAAUUGCAAAGAUUUGCUGUUGCCAGCUUUCAGCCCAAAUUAAGCAAGCCAACCUGUAUUAUCAUUAAACUGGCAAAAUGCUGCAUUUAGUUAAAUGGGAGAAGUUUGUUUUAUUUGCCUUGUGUACCUAUCCUGCCUGUAAUGUUUGUAAUCAUGAAGAUGGAAUAAAUUGUAACAUUUAGUUUCA
Mirounga angustirostris (Northern elephant seal) is the source of this 1119-nucleotide messenger RNA. RefSeq names its product TP53 regulated inhibitor of apoptosis 1 (gene TRIAP1). Gene Ontology annotation, molecular function: phosphatidic acid transfer activity. The transcript is spliced from 2 exons. The record is from RefSeq and is a predicted model, not a curated record. The coding region runs from base 1 to 231 and encodes 76 amino acids. NCBI's taxonomy places the organism in Eukaryota, Metazoa, Chordata, Mammalia, Carnivora, Phocidae. Gene Ontology annotation, biological process: phospholipid translocation. Gene Ontology annotation, cellular component: nucleus; mitochondrial intermembrane space; cytosol.